Molecule: messenger RNA, 2349 nt
Organism: Penicillium oxalicum
Lineage: Eukaryota; Fungi; Ascomycota; Eurotiomycetes; Eurotiales; Aspergillaceae
Product: V-type proton ATPase 16 kDa proteolipid subunit
Exons: 7
Coding region: 1-2349 (782 amino acids)
Biological process (GO): proton transmembrane transport
Cellular component (GO): proton-transporting V-type ATPase, V0 domain
Molecular function (GO): proton-transporting ATPase activity, rotational mechanism
Source: RefSeq, a predicted model, not a curated record
AUGGCUUCUCGGCUGAAUCUGAAGCUGCGCGCUCUGCGCCUUGGGACCAGCUCCUCUCUAAGUCGACUGAGCUUCCCUUCGCCAAGAAGACAAUAUGCCACUACCACACAUCCUCCCUUUGCCUUUACGUGGCUCACAAGCACGCCAGAGGCCAUUAGUGCCCACGAUGUCCUUGCGUCGCUUCCCACCCUCCAGACUCCGCUACUCACCAGCAACUCCGUGCCGUUGCUUCUCGUCACCCCGAAAUUGGCACAUUGGCUCGAUGCCUCCGACGGGUUCCUUCCUCAAUUGAUGCAAAAUCUAUAUGGGAAGGCCCCGAAAACCGAUUGUCUGUAUGCUGUGGCCGCCGUGGUCGACAAAAUUCCUUGCAAGCCGAAGGUCGUAGGUGGGCUCGACAAACCAAGCGCUGCGGAGACAAUCUCCGAGUCCGAAGGUCUCUCGCUCUUGCUUGUUGGCGAGCACAACGUCCAGGGAAAGCCGGUACCUCCACGCAAGUUUGGCGGACCUGCGGACGAAGAGACCGAUCUUUUGUUCUCAAUUCAGAAUGGAGAAGGAAAGCAAAGUCCGACCGAUGGACCUCAUCGGGUCGGCUUACGCCUUGCGAACACCGUCUUUGUCAAUGGGAAAGAAUCAACCCUUUUCGGCAUGCGAUGGAAAUUCGAUACAGCCGAAAACACAUACACUCGUGAUCACACGAUAGAUUUGACAAGCUGCACUGUCACAUCCUCUCAUUUCUCUAGCAAGACCGAGCCACGCGUGACACUACCUCUUCACCCUCUUGGCCAGCGCAAAAGAGUGCUUGCUAGUAUGGGCAAUAUUCUCCGACAGAUUUCGAAAUCCACCGAUCCAGCUUCGAACGAUCCCAUACCCGCCUCGUCAGAUCUGGAGAAGGACCUUCCCCAGUACAUCAAAGAACACAAUAUCUCGGACCACAGGGUCUCGGUGUGGGCGCUCGUCGAAAAGCCCCAGGCGAGAGUCACUGACUCCAACUUAUCUGCGCAGGAGUAUCUGAAUCAAUCGUUACGACAAGGGGGCAAGCUGCAUAGAGUAGUCAGUGGAGGCGGUGGCUGGGGCAAGAAGCAGGGGCUUCUUUCUCUGGACCCGGAGAUUUGCUUCUCAGGAUCAGCUAACCCGGAUGCUUUGGCUGGCCUGGAGAUGAUCUUCAACCCAAGCGGAAGGGCCGAUUUGGACUCUGCAGCUCUUGUCAAAAGCCUCGUUGGCGAUGAUCUAUCUUUGCUGUCUCAGGUCGCCACAGCCGGGGACUUCAUUCAGUUCUUUGUAUCCACAGAUCCCUCAGAGCCGCACGAACGGGACGCUCAGUCUGUGGGAAGCAACGUUACUUUCAACUUUGGAAUGGUCUCACGCGUUGAAGGCUCCCAUUCAGUGGAUUACACAUCUGGUCAAGGCAGCCUCGAAUUUGUGCCCAACACCUUUGGGGCGCUCUCCGAGAAGGCGAUUGCCUACAACCAGCCGGUGGCGGUGGCCGGAGGGUCAUCAGAGUCUAGCACGAAGCUUGAUAUUCCCGGGUGUCGGUGGGAUAACAUUCGUCGUGAGGCGCAUGCAACGGGCAGUGGAGAAACGCCAAGACCACGUGACCUCACCACCAGCGUGUGUGCCUCUGACCUCGUUGACCUCUCCAACCUCUCCGAAUACAGCAACGCCAUCGUCUACAGCUCGACUAAGCAUUCCGCAAGUCGUCUACCAUCGAAACACGGUUAUAGCUCUCACUCACACAUCUCAUCUGAGCCCCUGAGUUGUCAAAAUGGCCACAGAACUUUGUGCAUGUAUUCGAUCCGUUGCCUCCGCACUGCAGCAGCUCCAUCCAUCUCCCACUUUACGCCCGUCGUGUGGUCAAUUCAACGAGGUCUCAAUAAUGUGGCUGACGUAUCUCUUCUCCAGCCCUUCUUUGGUGCGCUGGGCUGCACGUCCGCCAUCGUCUUCACCUGCUUUGGCGCCGCCUAUGGCACUGCCAAGGCUGGUGUUGGUGUUUGCAGCAUGGGUGUCCUCCGCCCUGACCUGAUCGUCAAGAACAUUGUUCCCAUCGUCAUGGCGGGUAUCAUUGGUAUCUACGGUCUGGUCGUUUCGGUCCUGGUCGCGAACGACCUGACCCAAAAGCUCCCUCUAUACACUGGUUUCAUCCAGCUUGGUGCUGGUCUGGCCGUCGGUCUUGCUGGUCUUGCUGCUGGUUUCGCUAUUGGUAUUGUCGGUGAUGCUGGUGUCCGCGGAACUGCUCAGCAACCUCGCCUCUACGUCGGAAUGAUCCUUAUUCUCAUUUUCGCUGAAGUCUUGGGUCUGUACGGUCUCAUUGUGGCUUUGCUCAUGAACUCGCGUUCUAAAGCCACCUGCUAA